This is a messenger RNA of Sturnus vulgaris (Common starling), 2843 nucleotides long. RefSeq lists its product as uncharacterized. NCBI's taxonomy places the organism in Eukaryota, Metazoa, Chordata, Aves, Passeriformes, Sturnidae. The record is from RefSeq and is a predicted model, not a curated record. Gene Ontology annotation, molecular function: chemokine activity; CCR chemokine receptor binding. Gene Ontology annotation, biological process: inflammatory response; positive regulation of cell migration; chemokine-mediated signaling pathway. Gene Ontology annotation, cellular component: extracellular region.
GUACAGCGGGGAAUUCCAGGAGCCAUCCCGCUCCGCUGCAGUCGCUAUUCCCUCCCCACUCCCUCUCUUCCCUCCGCCUCCUGUCGUCACCCUGGACACGUGUGAGGGAGCUGAAUAACAACUAAAGCUCUGUCGCGGGGCUUCAUAAUCCUGGAAUGAACGGCCGCAUCUGUGUUGCUCCGGAGGAUGCAAUAAGUAGCCGGGAGUGGGAAAUUCUGCCCGUAAUCCCUCCCUGCCUGCCUUUCCUUCAGCCGACCACGGGAACAUGAAGGCUGCCUGUCUCCAGCUGCAGCUGUGGGCCCUGUGCCUGGUGACCCUGGCUGGAGGGCAACCCAGAGCACCUUUGAAGUGUUCAGUGGAGUGCUUAACUUUUACAAAGCAGUUAGAGGAGAAGAGGAUCAGGGGCUACCGCUUGACCGAACCCAGCUGCAAAAAAAGUGCCACCAUAUUUAUUACUGUGAGGUCCAGGGAGAUUUGUGCAAAUUCAAGUGAAGAAUGGGUGCAGAAGAUCAAAGACAAACUGGAUGGGAUCACAGUGAUGCCACCACGUGCUGUCACCUCAGCAGAAAAGCCUGGUAAUGUUGAGAGACAUAUUGGUCUUCCAGAAACGGCUCCAUCUCAAGCCACUGCUCCAGCUAGUUUCUUCCAAGGAACUGGAACAACAGUUAGGGAGAGAAUACAUGCUCCUUCUGCCAGAACAGAGGUGUCCAGCAAGUCCCCAGUGGGCAGGCAGGACCCCACUCAGCUCCCUGCAGAAUGCACCCCCGUGGUACAGGAAGAGGCUGUGCCCUCUGAGGUCACUCCAGAAGCAAAGAGAGAGUCCUCAGUGUCUCCUUUGUCUUCAGCAGCUGUUGCAGCAGGCAUGGGCCCCAGCCAGCCCACCCCACACCCCACUGUUCAAGAUACAGCUUCUCCUAACUCAAAUUCCAACCUGAUGCCUGCUACUAAAGAAUCAGACCAACCUGUACUUUCUCCAAGUGGAUCUCUGGACCCUACAAGUGCCAGAGCCAGCACACCAGACACUGCUUCCAGCAGCUCUAGAUCAGAUCUCCCCUCCUUCUGGGACUCUAUGAAGACCACAACAGACACAGAGAAAACACCACAGGCUACUUCACUUUCUACUCUAAGCCCCACCUCUGCCAUAGACAAAGCUGCUUCUACCCAUACCAACAGGGUUGUUGGUACUACAACAUUUGAGCAUUCAUUGCCUGUAGGGAAGCAAGAGCCUUCAGACCCAGUUGUUUUAACUCACCAGGCAUUCUCAGGCCAAGCCAGAGUGCAGAUGAUCACAGUCAGGCCAAAAAAUCUGCCUCUGCCCAGCUUCUUGUCAAAGUCCCAAAUGCACUUUAUCAUCCCAGUUUCUGUAGUAUGUGGACUGAUGGUUAGCAGUGUUGUUCUUGUAUGGGUGUAUCUGAAAUUUGGAGUCAAACCAGAAGAAACGUCAAGAGAAAUGGUACAGGGCUUGCUCUACCAGCAGGCAGGACACCAAGAGAAUGUCUAUCCAAUGGAAGUAAUAUGAAUGUUUCAUGGCAUGGACAUUUCUGGUCUCAACUGUAUGUGUGUUGCUGCAGAAAAGCUGUUCACGUUGAACUGGUGACCAGUAGGAAGCAAGCCUGGGAAUAAAAAUCACAAAGAAAACGGAUUUUUUUUGUAGAGCAGAAUGCCCAACAAUAUAUCUACUUCAUCACUGACCAAUCACAGUGUUUUGGAAAUAAGAGAGACAUUUCUUUUCUACUGGCAGUGUUAUGUACAAAAGCUGUGGCUGUUCUAUUGCUGUUGGUGGCUCUGUGCCAGGCAGUGCGAUUUUCAAAGUUGUUGUUGGGAAUUUUUCUGUGGUUCAUCGUGGUCCAGGCACGAAGCCACUCACCUUCCCACACUGCUGGACUUGGGCUCAGCCACCUUGAGCAAUCAUAAUACCAAACCCACACAAUUUGCACUUAAACUCUCUGCUGCUUCUUUCUUUGCACUUCAGGUCUCUGCUCUGUCAGACCAAGACUGGAGCUGGUGGCCAGCUGGGUGCUGGCUCUCCUUGGGCUGGCUGAAUUUACUCUCAUCAUUUUCUCUUGCUGGAGACACGAGGGAUAGCCCAGCUUUUCAGAAAUAGUUGACCAACACUGCAUCUGAUCAGGGGACUGAAGGUCAGUGCUACAGAUCUUAUAUGCAGAGAAGCUGGCAACCCACAUCUGUCUCCUCCUUGAAAUCAGGCCCUUCCUUUUAGGAGCUAUGGAUAUUUCUUCUUGCAGAUGAAUUCUGAGAGCUGGGUCUUGGCAAAUCAAUGCAAUAAAACACUUCUGCCAGCUGAUGAACCUUGUGUCCAGCUGCAUCCAACACCAGGGCAGGAUAAUGCUGAUGAAUCUUUACAAAUGAGAGAAAACAAGAAAUCACACAAUAAUUUUGCUAUUCCUGUGUUAUCAUUGGAACAUUUUUGCUGUUCUCUGCAAGCACAAAACCCAGGAAAUGUGGAGCUAAAGGCAGUUCUGGAUGUAGCUAUGCAGGAAUUACUCUACUACAGCAGACAUCCUUGUGAUCCCGUUUUCUCACUAGAAAUAAGCACCUUUGCUGAUUCACAAAAAAAAAAAAAAGAAAAAAAGCACAAAAUGCCUGUUCAUGAUCCUAUACUUUCAGCCACAUUUUAGUUUUUCCAUUUUGGAUAACACUGAUCACCAGGCUAUGAAAGCACUGAAAGCACUGUAACAGAACCAGGCUUUUUUAACCCCAGAUUGAUUUUGAUUUUUACACAUCCUGAUGUUACUGUACAUAAGUCUUAUGUUUUAUCAGUGGUCAAGUCCUGGAAGCCUGUAUUAAACUUGGACUCCAGGAUGAAUUCUGCUGGAGCGUGCAAA